UUAAGGGAGAAAAAGUUUUAGAUAACAUUGACCUACAAAAUGUAACAGUGAGCGAAGUCCUCAGUUCUACUUUGGUUUGUGGUCAAAGCAACAAAACAACAACCACCACCACCACCAAACAAACAUCAGUAUCUGCUUGCUAGAAGAACAGUUUACAAACUACGAGAUUUGCUGCAGUGAUAGCUUUUUGUGCAGAAUAACGGUGGUUAUUCUAUUAUCCUGAUUCAAUUAUCCAAACGUUCUCAGGGUUUGUGUCUUGCUUUCCUCCCCCUCUCCUUCUGCGCCUGCAGAGCUCUGCUUCACUCUCCCCGUCUGGGCUGCUGGCCGCGGGGGCUGGGAUGCAGGUAUGACAUAUGGUCGGCUCUUGCCUCAGCUGGGAUCCCCUCUGGUGUCUCGUUAUCAUGCGCUGCCUGGUGGGGCUGCAUCAUUGUUAAAGGAGAUUCCAGCGCAGCGCGUGCGUCCCUCUUCUCUGGGACUACGAGGCUGCUGGGCUCGAAGGAAGCGGCGAGUCGGCUCAGGCGCAAAUAACUUCCUAUUACAGGGUUUACCUUCAUCAACAGAAUGAAUCAGAGAAUCAAGCAAUCUACUAACACUUCCUAAUUUCUUGUCAACCAAAGUAGGAGAUAUAUCUCCAAUCAGUAACUCCCAACACAGUAUUCCUGUGGCUUUUAAAGGAAGCAAGUCUGAAGUGUGACAUUUCUUUCAAGACUUCUGUCUGAAACUGACCUAAAAAAAGAGUUCCAGGACUUUUCUUUGUACAAAUCCUGUAUAUUCAGGAAAUGAAGUUCAUUUAAUUUUAGCAGAAGUAAUCACACAAAUAUAACUGGUAUCUCCAAGUACCAGUUGAUGCAGUGUGGAGACUGCACUUAAACCAUAUACUUAUAAUGGAUGAUGGUUAUAGAAACACUGCAAAUCUCUAUCAUGGAGCAAGGGAUAUAGCUAGAGAAGCAAACCAGCAAUCUAGGAAUCAAGGAAUGGAUGACUAUAGGUAUCAAGAUGGCAAUUAUGAAGGGUAUAUACCCAAUGACAGAUAUUACCGUGGAGGAGAGGAAUCCAACCAAGAUGAAGAUGCCCAGAGUGAUGCUACUGAAGGCCAUGAUGAAGACGAUGAAAUCUAUGAAGGGGAGUAUCAGGGCAUCCCCCACCCAGAUGACAUCAAGGCAAAACAGAAAAAGAAAUCUCCCUCCAGGUCUGAUGACUAUAGAGACCAGAAAGAUCUCAUGGCAGAACGACUGGAAGAUGAAGAGCAGCUGGCUCACCAGUAUGAGAAUAUUAUCGAGGAAUGUGGUCAUGGACGUUUCCAAUGGACGCUCUUUUUUGUGUUAGGUUUGGCCCUGAUGGCUGAUGGGGUAGAAGUUUUUGUGGUGGGUUUUGUACUUCCCAGUGCAGAAAAGGACAUGUGUCUGUCCAGUUCCAACAAAGGAAUGCUAGGGCUGAUUGUCUACCUGGGAAUGAUGGCUGGAGCCUUCAUCUGGGGUGGCCUGGCAGAUAAACUUGGGAGGAAGAAAGUUCUUGGCAUGUCUCUGGCACUCAACGCCUCCUUUGCAUCCCUCUCCUCCUUUGUGCAGGGCUAUGGUUUCUUCCUCUUCUGCCGCCUUAUCUCGGGUAUAGGGAUCGGGGGGUCCCUCCCCAUUGUAUUUGCCUAUUUCUCUGAAUUUUUAUCUCGUGAGAAGAGGGGAGAACACCUCAGUUGGCUCUGCAUGUUCUGGAUGAUUGGGGGAAUUUAUGCUUCAGCAAUGGCCUGGACUAUCAUUCCACACUAUGGAUGGGGCUUCAGCAUGGGAACCAACUAUCAUUUCCACAGCUGGAGGGUGUUUGUGAUUGUCUGUGCUCUCCCAUGCAUGGCAUCCCUGGUGGCCCUGAAGUUCAUGCCAGAGAGUCCACGGUUUUUACUGGAGAUGGGUAAACAUGAUGAAGCCUGGAUGAUUCUUAAGCAUGUGCAUGACACCAAUAUGCGUGCCAAAGGUGCACCUGAGAAAGUAUUUACAGUUUCCCAUAUCAAAACUCCCAAGCAAAUAGAUGAGUUCAUUGAAAUACAAAGUUCAACAGGGACUUGGUACCAACGUUGGCUGGUUAGAUUUACCACUACUUUUAAACAGGUCUGGGACAAUGCAUUAUACUGUGUGAUGGGUCCAUACAGAAUGAAUACACUGAUUCUGGCUGUGGUUUGGUUUACAAUAGCUCUGAGUUACUAUGGCCUAAUAGUUUGGUUCCCGGACAUGAUUCGCCAUUUUCAAGAUGAUGCUUAUAAGGCCAAGGUGAAGAUCUUUAAACAUGAGCAUCUAGAACAUGUCACAUUCAACUUUACACUAGAAAACCAGGUGCACGAACAUGGAAAAUUCUUCAGUGAUAAGUUCUUUAAGAUGAAAUUCAAGAAUGUAAUCUUUGAGUCUUCCAUCUUUGAUGAAUGCUACUUUGAAGAUGUGGUAUCUCCUGGGACUUUCUUCAAAAACUGCACUAUUGUAUCAACCAUCUUCUAUAAUACAGAUCUCUAUCACCAUAAAUUCAUUGGUUGUCAAUUCAUCAACUGCACCUUUAUUGAACAAAAAGAGGGGUGCCACCUGGACUUUGAAGAAGACAAUGGCUUCCUAAUUUAUCUUGUUAGCUUCCUUGGGAGUCUGUCUGUAUUGCCUGGCAACAUUGUAUCAGCUCUGCUUAUGGACAAAAUUGGGAGAAUCAAGAUGAUUGGUGGCUCCAUGCUGAUAUCGGCAGUCUGCUGCUUUUUCCUGUUUUUUGGCAACAGCGAGUCUGCCAUGAUUGGCUGGCAGUGCCUGUUCUGUGGGGCCAGCAUUGCUGCCUGGAAUGCUCUGGAUGUGAUUACAGUGGAGCUAUAUCCCACCAACAAAAGAGCAACAGCUUUUGGUAUCCUCAAUGGCAUCUGCAAAUUUGGGGCCAUCUUGGGAAAUUCCAUCUUUGCUUCCUUUGUAGGAAUAACCAAAGUGAUUCCCAUACUUUUGGCUUCUUCUUCUCUGGUGGGGGGAGGCCUGAUUGCCCUUCGAUUGCCAGAGACUCGAGAACAAGUCCUGAUGUGAACAACUUGGGGGAAAAAGCAAAGACCUGCAGAUCCAUAUCAAAGAAAAUCGAUAUGUCCCCACUCUUGCUAUUUAUCACUUUCUGGUGGAUACCUCAGAUAACAGGAGGAGAAAAGCUAAUUUUGAGACCCAUAGUUUAGGACCAGUUUCAACUGUGAGAAUGCUCUGAUCUCAGUGGAUUGUUUUGGUGGUACUGACAACCACCCAAAGGAACACAGAGCUUUGUGCAGUGCCUUAGGUCUCCCUAGCCUAAGGCACAGGGAGUGAAGGUACAGUGUCUCCUCUUCCAGUGAGUGCACAUACUGUGCAGGAGUGAGGGGGGCCAUCUCUGCUUCUUUCCCUUAGAUGAGGCAUAAGUCAUGGUUUGCAUUUCAAUAUUACUUUUCAGCGAGGCCCCUUUACAGAAUAUGUCAGGGUUAGAAAAGUUAACAAAUUGUUUUAAAAAUUAGUUCUAUCUUUUGGUAUGAGGGAAAAGUGUGUGUAUGUAUUUUAAAAGAUUUUAAAAUGCUACCUGUUUCAAUUUCUUCUUAAAAAUUCAUGUAGAAGCAUCCCAGAUGCCUCCAAACAGAACCAAAUAUAUAACUAUUUGGAAUAGAAUUUGUUGAAAUUGACCAUGGUACUCCAGCUUUGUUCUAUUCAUUAGAUUGAAAUUACAAAAUCCAGUAUAAUUGAUGGGAAGUUAAUUUUUAAUUUAGUUUUAUUAGAAGGUGGUGGACAUUCUGCAAACCAAAUGUAUACAUGUAAUGACAUGUCAAAAAGGGGUAUUUGGAUAUUAAAAUUUAGAAUAUGGAAUCCAGAGAUGCUUAGUAGCAUUUCAUCCAUAUUUGGGAAGGUAUUGUUAUUUGGGGUAUCAGUAGAUAGGGGUCAGAUGGAAUGAAAUGUAAGUACUUUUUUAUAGCUAUUUAACCUGUUAUCUAGAGGAUGCACUAGCAAGCUCAUAUUGUACAGUCCAUUUAACCCAGGCACUUUUCUCUGCAUAAGUGGAUUAGUUAAAUUUUAUAUGCUGUAGAAAUUACCAACGAAAGACAAAUAUAUGGUCCUAAUGACCUAAAUUUUACUUUUACCACUUAUUGGGACUCAAAGUAAAAUGAGUUCAGUGAUCUUUGGCUACCAUCUUGUUGGCAAUAACAACACGCCAUUCAAUGGGGUGAAAAAAUGGUCAAAUUUUCACAAAGUUUCAUUUUAACAGUUAGCCAAGUAACAUCUGUCAAAAGAGGACAUGUCUCAUGGGUAGUCAUUGCUACUGCGCAAAUACUGUCUGCCUGUAUUUCUUUCAUUCAAAGCCUCUCCAAUGUUUGAGUAGAGAGUGGAACAUUUAUUCAAUAAGUUUUCCAUUGCUCAAUAUUUUAAGAAAGUUGUUCUGGGAUGAUUAAAUCUAGAACUUAGAUGUGGCUAAGCAUAUUGGAUACCUUGUAUGGAAAUAGGGGCCAUAGAUGGAAUGGUUGCCUCUUUAUUAUACAUAGCAUUUAUUUUGCACAUUGAUUUGCAGUGUGCUCUCUGACUGUUAAAUAAAUGUCAUUAUUUACUAUAAGAAAUACUUACUCAUGUAAAAAUAAUAACUGCAUUUACAUUGACUAUUCAGAAAUCUCCAGUUUUGGAGUGAGUUGUUUAGAUUCAGAGAUGAUUUGAGAUUGUCUCAUUCAAUACUCUCGAGUAUUUUUCUUUGCUUCUCUAUUUGAUCUUGGCCCUAUCGCUAUGUAUGCUCCCAUUCUAAGAUUUCUUUUUCUUCUUAUUUUAUGUCAGAGAAAGAAGUCACAUCAUCAUUAGCAACAUGAUCUUAAACCUUACUCCACCCCCUGCUUCCCAUUCAUAUAUUUUGUAACUUCAUGUUAAUUGCCCUGCUAUUAAUGGUGUAUAGGGUGUAACUAAUGCGAAUGCUACCUCUUUUAUUUUAUGGCAAAAUUUAUAUAUUUGCCACAUAUAAAAUAUUUUGGCUUACUUUAUAAGGAAAGAUCAUCUAUUCCCAUGAUUUCCAUGACUAAAAUAUAUAGUCAUGGAGUCUUCAGCAGAAGACCAGUUUAAUGGAUAAUCCCACUUAAAGAAGUCACAGGCUGUUGGGUCCUGUAUUUCUACUUAUGAUCGAUCUUUUGGAUCCUGAAAGUGAUGAAAGGGGGAGUACUGGAACAGUGGUUAUAGCACUAGGUUCACUUUUAGUCAGUUCUCCAAGUUCUGUCUUCUCAAUUUAUAGACAUCACUGCACCAUUUCUAUUGCUGCUUAAACCAACUCCCAAACCAACCAAGCAGAACUUUCAUCCUAUCCAUCACUGAGUCCCCCAUAAACAGUGCACCUAGGCUUCCACAGCCUUUAAAUAUGAAGGAUAACCCAGCAGUGGCUUAGCCACUUUCCCCAUGCUGUCAUGGUGGUUGAGAAGGAUAGCAUUCAUUAAACAUCGUCUGGAGGGCAUACUAUUAGGGAAGAUGAUUGGUUUCAAGACAAUCCCUUAAAUAAAACUUGAUGGAUUCUUUGUUGUUUUAGUCAGAAAAGGAAAUGUAAAAGGGCAUAGUAUGAGACUAUAUUUUGACAGUAAAACUGGUAUGCCUUUCAUGAUUUUUUUGUUCCUUAGAAAUAGCAGAGGUAGCAUUAUAUAGAGGAAAGUCAGUCUUAAUAUUAGAAACGCCUGGGAUCAUGUACCAUCUCUGAUACAUAUUAGCUCUGUGACUAUGGUGACUCAAUCCCUUAGCUCCUCAUCCCCAUCCCCAAGUCCUGUUAAACAAUAAAAUUACAGAUAAGAAUCCCAGAUGCACCAGCAGGAGUUCCCCAAGUCAUUAAAUAAUUAGUUUAGACUGAUAAUAAUAUUUUAAAGAAUUGCCCAUAUAAAUUAUAGGGUUUUUUGGAAACUAUUCAUUAGGAUAUUUUAACACUUUAUAAGGCUGAAUUCAGACAAUUGAUUUUUUACUGAAAACAGUUAGCAGUACUUAACUUUGUGAACUUUUCACAUGAGACAAACUACAAAUAUUCUCUUCUUCAUAGUCUUUAACAAUAUAUUCUUAGAUUUGUUCAAUUUUUUUCUCAGAUUUUUGUUAAUUAAUGGACCUUGGAUUUCAUGUCCCAAAAUUCCUUAAGCAAUGAGAUUUUAGCAACUUUAAUGUUUCCUAAAUUUUUUGAUGAUGGAUUCACGAGUAAUAAUUGUAAAAUGUCAAUUUCUAGACCUCAUAGAGCUUUAGGUUUGCCAAAGCCUUUAUAAAUGUCAUCUUAUUUAUUUAUUUAAUUUUACAGAAGAGCAAACUGAAGUAGCCUGAGAUCAAAUAAUUUAUCUGGGGCACACAGCUAAUAAAUAACGAUGGUUGAGCUUGAACUUAAGGUCUUUCUGGUAGCAAGUCUAGUACUCUAUCCCUUCACUACAGUUUCUCAAUUUUUUUUAUCAUUCACUUAAACAUUUUACUUUUCAAAUAGAUGGAUCUAGACCAUUGAUUAAUAGAUCCAACAGAGGGUGGGAGUAGCAGAGGAUUAUUGGAAGGCAGUUCAUAAUUAGAUAAAAGAUGAAGUGUAGAGUUAGAAAUGAAAAUCCAUUAACUCAAGAUAAAUCAUUUCCUUAGAAAAGACGUUCUUAAGUAACUGUUUUUGUGUCAUGGAUCCUUUUGGCAAUCUGGUGAAGCUCAUGGACCCCAUUUCAGAGUCAUAUUUUUAAGUCUAUAAAAUAAAGUGCAUAGAUUAUAAAGGAAAUCAAUAAUAAUAAACUAUAGUUAUCUCCCCAUUUCCUCCUAAAAUAGUUCGUCAACUUCAGGUUAAACCCCCCCUAAAAACAACAGAAUCUCAGAGAGUUGGAAAGGACUUCAUAAAUCAUGUAGUCCAAUCCAUACUUACACAAAAAUCAUCUUUACAUUGUUCCCAAAGAGUUGCCAUCUAUCCUUUUCUUAAAAAUCUCCAUUGGUAGUGACCUCUCUACUAAAGUAGCUUUUUGGAAAACUCUAGUUGUUGAGAAGAAUUUUUUCCCCUCUUUAAACUAACCAGAAUAUAUAUAUAGACACACAUUUGCAAUAUAUUGCCUUUUUCUUAUCUGCUUAUACAGUUAUGACUUAAAAUUAUUUGAUAACACAAAAUAUUUUAAAGUGGUAGUGAAAAUUAUCUCAGCAUAAAUCCCGCAUAAAUAAAGUCAGGUAGUUUGCAUAUAGCUAUACAUAAAGCUAUAUAAUAUAUACAUAUAUAUCUAAUAGGUCAUAACCCUUCUCAACUGGCUGAAAAAUAUAUUAGUGCGUCUCAUACCUAUAGUAGAGAUAUUAAGAGUUGAUAGUAGUGUUAUUAACCAAAAUUGAGUUUUUGUGUGCCGGGCAUAUUUGCCAUUAAAAAAAAUUCUUUCUUUCCCAUCCAUACCUUUCACAUUUUUUCCUAGUUGUGGACCUGUAGACCUCAGUGAAAGUACUAAAGAUUUUAGAUUAGUGAUCGACAGAGAAUUUUAUUUACACAUGGUCAGAAAUAUGUAGUCAUAAUUUUUUUGAUUGUACAUUACAUUUAUUAUUGAAAUUUAAAGUGAUAUCACUUACUUCUAAAUAUCCUUGCCUCAACUUCUCCCUAAUUAUCGUGUCCAUAGGAAGUGAGGGAGCACCACAAAACUAUUAGACAUCACAAAACUAACAGUCUGACUUAUUAAUAAUAUAAGAAUUCUUUGUUUUAGAAAUUGUACUUUGAACAGAAUAAAAAACAAGAUUUUGAAGGAAAAGUUAAAUAAAAAAUAACUGACCUCACAUUGAUACUACUUAUCACAAUAUGUAUUGUAUCCUUUAAACUACCUUCUUCUCUCCACCUUUUUUUGGCUUUUUUUGAUACAGAGGACAUUAAAUGUUUUGGGAUAUUGUAUGAGACACAGCCCACAGGACAGUCUGGGAAUAUGUCAAAUUGAUGCAGCUUUUGAAUUUGAGGCAUGCUUCAAGCAAAUUCUCUUUAAUGUACAGAGAUAGGGUAUAGAAUUUAGAUGCAUGCUUUUGUGCUUGCAGUGAGGUUUCCACAGAGACAAAUCAGGAAAUGGCAGAGAAGUUAGUUACAGAGGUUAAAUAAAAAAAUAAAAUGUGUUAAAAUAUUUAAUUAUUACUGAGUAGUGAGGCAUGUACAUAGCAAAUUGAGAAUAUACCAUCCAUUUCAAAACCUUCCUUUUCUCAAAAACACAUUUAGAUUGCCCUAGACUGUGGCUUGCAUGUCUUAAACAUAUUACAAUAUUUUCAAAAGCAUGGAUGUGUAUUCAGUAAAAGAAAAAAAAAGAUCCCCUCAUCUGUUCUCUAUCAAUGUGAAUGUGGAAAUAUGUAUUUUGAAACAAGUGGGCUAGUUCGAUUUCUCUCAGCUGACAUUCCUCAUGGGGGUAUAUGACAGGGAGUUUCCAUUCAAAAAGAAAUGCACAGACUUCCAUCUCUAAUGUAAUAAAAUAUCAGUAAUUCAAGCUAAAAAGAAAUAUAAAUUUAUGAUCAUUCUAAUAGGGGCUAAACUGAAGUUUGCUUUUGCCAUACCCAUCUAUGGAAAGAAAAAGAAUGGUCAGAAAAACUGACAGUAUAAGCAAAAUUGAAAGGAGAAGUUUUAAAAACUGCUUGAGAACUAUUAAACUCUUCAAGAACCUCUGUUUUUUUUUUUUACAAAAAAUAAACAUACUAAUAUUUCAUUACCAAUAAAAAUUUCAUCCAGCAUUUACCCUUAGGUAUUCUACUAGGUCGCCUAUUUUUCUUGGCCUUGGUUCAGUCACCCUAAGUUCUUGAAAGCAAAACAAAGCAAAGUAAAACAACAUUUCUUUUAAAAAAAAUACAACAAAAACCUUAAAAUCAAACAACUAAUUUUUCCACUCAAAUACUUGUUGUGAUAUCAAACUACAUUAUAAAUGAUUUAAAAACUAUGAUAAUGAAGAUGUCAUUGAAAUGUGAUUUGGAAUUUGGACUGAGGGAAAAGUAUACAAUCCAUUGUCCUACGUAUUGUCAGGAUGAGACGAGAUGAAUCUUUUGGUGAAAUCCAAGUAUUGGAUCAAAAAAAAGUUGGUGGAAGGUAUUGUGAAUAUAGAAGAGGCCUACAUUAAGCUCUCCUUCCCCCUACAAAGAUGAUAAAGAGAAGAGAGGAAGGGAUUCAUAUAUAACAUGAAUACAAACACUUGUAUAAUGUGUCCAGCAUUUCUAUGUAAAGUAAAGAAUGAGCUUGAAGCAUAAACUCAUUUCAUUCAAAUCACUUUUGGAAAGUCACCUGGAAAAUAACAGUAAAAAAGGUGAGAUUUUGAACCCAUAAGAAAAUAAGACAUGAGUAGAAUAAAAUAAAAAAUCUUGAAAUGUAUUUAAUAUAUAUAAUCAACUAGCUUGGACAACUUGUUUUUUAAGAUUUGAAAAUAGAAUUUAAAAGAUGCAGAUAUUUAACAACUAAUAGUAUAUAUAUUUGACAAUUUUUGCAAUAUUUCAAAUAUCUAUAUUAAAAAUGAUUUCUAGAUUCAAUUUAUCAGGAGCUAGAAGGCAUAUUUGAGGCUAUUUUUUGCCUGAGAUUAGGUCUUGGGUUUUGAUCCAUCUGGAUGAUGGAGGACACUAAAUCCAAUACUCUAGAUAUUGUCUUUUGUAAAUAUUGGACACUAUUCCCUAUGUAAUUAAUUGAAUAGAAAAAGAGAUGAUGUAAUAAGCUAAACCUUUCCAAAUAUACUUGAUUUUUGAACGAAUACUUACAAACCCCUCUACUCAUUCCCACUCAGAUAAUUCAUUCAGGCUAAAUGAAAGAUGAUCAAAGGAAAACAGAUGUUCCAUUACAUCAGUUAUCUCUGUAUUAGGAGAAGUAGUAUCUAAGGAAAAUAUAUCAGAGGUAUUGCCAGAGGUGCCAUCUAUGGAAAAAUAUAUGAAGAAUUGGAACAUGGCUGAUUAUUCUUGAGCUGCUCAAAAUGGUUUGUUAGUGACAAUACUAAAAUUUUCUUAGGAGCCAUUACAGUUUUGGUUGCCUCAGUCCUCUGACUGGAUAGGGCAGUUUUCUUGUCUUAAAAUUGUUCCUAGUCUUGAAUUGUUGAGUUGUAAUGUUAAUCUAAUCUGAAAAUGGCUAUGUUUGUGGGCUGUGUAAAUAAAGAUGAACCCUCUGAAUAUAAUAGUUUGUACGUUUGUAAAUUACUUUAUCAUCUGUAAAAAGUGCUUUGUAUGCACAGCAAAUGUUCUGAGUGAUGUUGCUACUAAUGAAAUAUCCAAGGAAAGAGAGAGAAUUUUUGCCUUGGAGGACUUCAUUGUUUGUUGAAAAACUCCUUUACAUUGUAGUUAGAAACAUUCUUUUGUGUUUUAGAGUGUAUGCAAUAGGAAACAUACCCAUUCCAGUCUCUGCACUGUAAUAUCUCAAAUUCAUUAAUUCCAUCGGCCAUUUCAAUGGCUCUUGGGUCUUGAAAGGGAAGUCAGCAAGUGGAGUACAAAGAGAGAUUCUAACAGCUCAAAUAACACUAAAUCUAGCACGGUCUCAAAUUGUUUUCAAUGGAUUUCACUGUAAAUAAUUUCAAAUGUAGUGCAAUUUACUGGACUAUUUCAAUGUCAGUCUGCUCUGCUCGGUCUGCAUGGAUGAAAUGGCCAAGUUCAAUCUUUAAUUGCUCUUUGUUUCAUUUUUUGUUUUAUUUUCUUUAAUUGGAACUCAUCUAACUGGUCAAAUAGAAAGUGGGAAUGUUCUAACAGGUUAUAUUUUGAGAUUAUUGUUUUUAUUUAUUAAAAAAUUAGAAGAAAAUAAUGGCUAACAAUUUCCUUAUAUCUUCUAUCUUUAUUGAUUUCAAUUCUCCAAGCAUGUAAAAUAUUCCAUGAGAAUAAAUGAGAUUCUGUUUACAGAU
Molecule: messenger RNA, 10768 nt
Organism: Sarcophilus harrisii (Tasmanian devil)
Lineage: Eukaryota; Metazoa; Chordata; Mammalia; Dasyuromorphia; Dasyuridae
Gene: SV2B
Product: synaptic vesicle glycoprotein 2B
Exons: 13
Coding region: 885-3032 (715 amino acids)
Biological process (GO): chemical synaptic transmission; transmembrane transport
Cellular component (GO): membrane
Molecular function (GO): transmembrane transporter activity
Source: RefSeq, a predicted model, not a curated record